This is a messenger RNA of Phacochoerus africanus (Common warthog), 1285 nucleotides long. It is a transcript of the gene NOL7, whose product is annotated as nucleolar protein 7. Bases 33 to 803 code for a protein of 256 amino acids. Gene Ontology annotation, cellular component: nucleus. The record is from RefSeq and is a predicted model, not a curated record. Gene Ontology annotation, molecular function: RNA binding. The transcript has 8 exons. NCBI's taxonomy places the organism in Eukaryota, Metazoa, Chordata, Mammalia, Artiodactyla, Suidae.
CAGAGGGUAGCAAUUUCGGCGCAGCUUGGGUCAUGGUGCAGCUCCGGCCGCGCGCGUCUCGCGCCCCGGCCUCGGCGUCCGCGAUGGUGGACGAGGGCCCGCCCGCCUCGGAGGAGGAGGCGGAGCACGGCCUGUUGCUUGGGCAGCCCAGCAGCGGCUCGGCCGCCGAGCCGCUGGAAGAAGACGAAGAGGAUGAUGAGCUUGACGACGAGGCCCCGGAGGAGCUCACUUUCGCCAGCGCCCAGGCGGAAGCAAGAGAAGAAGAGCGGCGAGUUCGGGAGACUGUGCGCAGGGAUAAGACGCUUCUGAAGGAGAAGAGGAAGCGACGCGAGGAGCUGUUCAUCGAACAAAAGAAAAGAAAACUUCUUCCAGAUACUAUCCUAGACAAGUUAACUGCAGCGUCACAGACUGAUCUGAAGAAGUCACCGGUAAAGUUGAAAGAAGUUAAGUUGCAAAAGAAAAAUGAAGAAUGUGAGCAAGGAAGUGACUCCAAGAAAGCUAAAGUGCGAAAAGUACAGACUGUUGGCCAGAAUAAAAGCUACUUGGCUGUAAGGCUAAAAGACCAAGAUUUGAGAGACUCAAGGCAGCAAGCAGCCAAAGCCUUCAUACAAAAUUGCUUAUAUGGUCCCGGAACCAACAGAACUACUGUAAACAAGUUCCUGUCUCUUGACAAUAAGAGGUUACCAGUGAAAAAGGCUGCAGCCCAGUUUUUGAAUCAUGCUUGGGGAUCCCAGAAAAAGCAAAAUGCCAAGAGAUUUAAAAGACGUUGGAUGGUCAGAAAGAUGAAAACUUCUAAGAAGUAACACAUCAAAGCUAAAUGAAGAAUGAGUACUUUGUAUGUAUAGAACUUAGUUAUUUAGAGGAUUUAACUUUUCUGAAAAAAUUAAUCAUUUUAAAGGGUCAUUAUAAAAAUCCUAAAUCUGUUUGGGGAUGUUUCAUCCUCCUGGAGUAUAAUUAUGCCUUGUGGGGUUUUUUUUUUGAGUCCUGGAAGAAAAAGCAUUUUCAAAGGACUUCUUUCAUUUAUCACUGUUUACCCGUAAUACCCACACCACAGGGGCACCUCUGCUGCCCCUCCCUCCAGCCUGCAGCACGUGCAGCAGGUAAAGCUCCACUGCUGCUCUCGGAUGCUUUAGUCCGUGGGAUGUGUUGCUGCUGUUGACAAGAAUCUCACAGACUGUGUGGAAGUGUGCAGUAUCCUAGCACAGCUAAAAAUCCCAUUCUUUGUAAAGAAAGUUUAAGCCUCAGUGUACAAAACACAGCCAAUAAACACCUUUGCCAAACCAAA